Moneuplotes crassus is the source of this 1540-nucleotide messenger RNA. The record is from the annotation of a GenBank genome assembly. NCBI's taxonomy places the organism in Eukaryota, Ciliophora, Spirotrichea, Euplotida, Euplotidae.
GGUUCUUCCAAUGAUAGCCACAAAGGUAGAUAUUCAAAAUAUGUCCUUGUAAAUCAUACUUUCGUAGUUGAAAGAGAUAUUAGAGGGCAUUGAAGCAAUAUAACCCCAUAAAACGGACUCCUAAAAUUCAAACCCUUAUUAAACGUUCCAAGUUGACACAUAGUGAGAAGAUCAAAAGGAAAGAACAUGAUAUGGAAGCUGCCGAGUUAGAUGGUCGGCAUUUCGGCACUCUUAGAACAUAUAAGUUUUCAUGAAAUCUCUAUUAUCUGUUAAAUAUCCACAUUUAAGUACUAAUUUUGGAAAUAUAGUGUCUAUGACUUUGGAGAGGAUGAUUUGUCACAAGAGUUUACACAUGAUCUUCUUCCUGAGUACUCCCAGUAUACCUAUCCUGCAUAUCUAAACACAGAAUCUGCUAGUGAGUUGGCUUGCCCAAAGCUUGUUGGAGAGCCUUCCUCAACUUCAAAGCAUCCUGUAUUUGCUAUAAAAUGGAUGCAGCAUGGAAGAAAGCUUAUCAUAGGACAUACAAAUGGGGAAAUCCAUGUUUGGAAUGGAGUCACACUGAAUUUCGCCACCGUUAAUUCUCUUCAUGAAGACAGUAUUAAGGUCAUGAAAUGGGCCAAGUACCAUGAAUGGCUUAUACCUGCAGAUAAAAAGGAUAAAUCUUAACCUCUGAUCAAUUUUAGGCUGAAUUCACUAUUGGACAGCCGAUCUAAACACGAUUGCGAAGCAUCAGGCUCAUACAAGUCAAGUGAGAGACCUUGAUUUCUCUUCUUCAUACGGUAAAUUAGCCUCUUGAAGUGAUGACAGAAUUGUGAAGAUAUUUGACUUCGGAACUUUCAAGCCCGAACUCCAAUUCGAAGGCCAUCGUUCAGACGUCAAGACAUGUGCUUGGCAUCCAUAUGAGUCCAUGAUAGUGUCUGCUGGUAGAGACCCUGAAAUUAAGUUUUGGGAUCCUAAAUCAGGGAAUGAGGUAUACACAAUUCAGUCACAUUAUAAUGCUAUUAACAAGGUUCGCUGGAAUAAGAACGGUAAUUGGUGCCUGAGUGGGUCUAAAGAUACCUCGACCAAGAUCUACGAUGUCAGGGUCAUGAAAGAUUUCAUAACUUUCCAGGCUCAUGAAGAUGAAAUUAAUGCACUUGAAUGGCAUCCAGACUGCGAAGAGCUCUUUGUCAGUGGAGGAGGUGAUGGAAUGGUAGUAUUCUGGAUGGCAAAUGAAGAUGAAGCUUACUAUAAGAUUGAUAAAGCACAUUACAGAGCAUGCUGAGACCUUGUUUGGCACUCUAUAAGAAACUUCCUAGCAACCGCAGUCAAGACCAAAACCUGGUGAAGGACUUGAAGAUCCAAAAAUUAGGCUUGGUGAACGGUGUUGCUGAAAUAAACCAAGCAAAGCCUGCAGGUAUGUAUGGAGGAUCAAAACUAUUUGCUGAUAAGAGCUACAUCAGCCACAAGGAAGCCCAGUAGUUGGUUAAGAGUAAGGAGAACCUCCAGAGAAGUUCUAAAAGAAUGUAGCUCUUACAAUGCAUGGACUCUAAUAUCUUCA